Prunus avium (sweet cherry) is the source of this 1076-nucleotide messenger RNA. Its product is annotated as dihydrofolate reductase. Lineage: Eukaryota; Viridiplantae; Streptophyta; Magnoliopsida; Rosales; Rosaceae. The record is from RefSeq and is a predicted model, not a curated record.
UUGAACGAGGCAGAUUCCCACACGACGUCGUUCCAGUCAACAAUAAUUGCCUCAAACCUUCGCCAUUUAAAUUCAGCUACCCCACUCAAAAUCCACGCACAUUUCAUUCCUCCAAUACUAGCGGAACUGACAAGAGGAAGAAGAAGAAGAAAAAAAAACUCAUCGAACCAUUGGCAUAUUCUUCUUAUUAUUAUUAUUACAGAAAAACCCCAGAAAAAUUAAGAAAUUACAUGGGUAGCCAGGGAAGCGAAGAAGUAGGGUCGUUUGUGAAGAAACCCAGAUUUCUCUGCCUCCAUGGAUUCAGAACCAGUGGAGAAAUCAUGAAGAAACAAGUGGGUAAGUGGCCUGAAUCUGUGCUGCAGAAGCUCGACCUUGUUUAUCUUGAUGGGCCUUUUCCGGCCCUAGGUAAAUCUGACGUUGAGGGCAUUUUUGAUCCUCCUUAUUAUGAGUGGUUCCAAUUCAACAAGGAAUUUUCUGAGUACACAAACUUUGACAAGUGUUUGGAAUACAUAGAAGAUUACAUUAUAAAGCAGGGACCAUUUGAUGGGCUAGUUGGUUUUUCCCAGGGUGCAAUAUUGUCGGCUGCGCUGCCGGGGCUACAAGCGAAGGGGUUGGCAUUGACUAAAGUGCCUAAAAUUAAAUUCCUCAUCAUAAUUGGAGGGGCCAAAUUCAAGUCCCCAGCAGUAGCUGACGAUGCCUAUGCUUCUCCCAUUCAAUGCCCGUCCCUUCACUUUUUAGGAGAGACGGACUUCUUGAAGCCAUAUGGACUUGAGCUAUUGGAACACUGUGUAGAACCUACAAUCAUUCAUCAUCCCAAGGGUCAUACAGUCCCUAGGCUUGAUGAAAAGAGUUUAGAGACCAUGAUGAGCUUCAUUGACAAGAUUCAAAAGGCAUUGACUGAGAAAGACCAACAGUAACAAUAAUGCAGUAAUGCAGCAUUUGAAGAUUCAUUCUGGCCAUGCCCCUUAAAUCUUUUUUUUUUCCUUCAAUACGUUGGUGCCAUUUAAAACUACAUUUACUUCCCAUGUUGUGUCAAAUUUAAUUUCAUUAGAACAAUAUAUAGAGUUUUUCUGGAA